CGCGGGCAGCGCAGCGCAGCACAGCGCGGCGCGGCCGUGCCCGGGGCCCGCACGCGGCGGCGUCACAAUGGGUUGCCAGGCGGCGGCGGCGCUGGAAAGAUGCGGCCGGCGGCCAUGGCGGGGCCGUACCAGCUGUGGGGGCCAUGGUCGCCGCUGGACGAGGCGCUGCAGUGGCUGCGGGGCGCCACCCCCCGGGCCGGCCCCGCGCGGGCGCUGCGGGCGGGGCUGGAGGCGGCGCUGUGCGCGCCGGGGCCGGGGCCGGGGCCGGGGCCGGGGGCGCGGCAGCACGGCGCGAAGGAGGCGGCGGCGCCGCUCAAGCCGGAGGCGGUGCGGCUCAGCGGCCUGGACUCGGUCUUCGGGCGGGUGGUGACGGCGCAGCCGCCGCGCUGGACCGGCUCGUUCCGCGUGUCGCAGCGCUCCGCCUUCUGCCAGGUCAUCAGCCCCGGGCAGCGCUGGCCGCGCGGGCUGCGGGAGCCGCAGGUGCGCCUGGCCGUGGCCAUGUGCCGCCAGAUGCUGCGCGCCAUCCUGCUGCUCUACGCCGCUUACAAGAAGUGCGCCUUCGCCCUGCAGCACUCGCGCUGAGCCCGCCGGCCACGGGGCAGAGCUCGCCCCACGGGCGGCCAAGCCACUAGCUGCCCUCUGGCCCUGCGCCCCACUCUUCCCCACACGAAGAUGGAAAGCCUCCCAGCACCUCCAGGCUUUGCAAGAGUCACCUGGCAAACUCGCUCCCGCUUCUUUUCUCUGCUACCUGCCCAGACAUGAACGCCGCGUGCCAAGCCAGCCGACUUCACGAGGGGCCUUUUCCUUCUUUCUUCCUUAUGGUGGGAGGCCAACACUGCCUGGCAGCCGAGGUUCAGCCGUCAGCUUUCUGGCCACAAAGCAUCCCCUCCGCCUCAAAGUCAAACCCAUGUUUUCCUCUGUUGCAGCGAAUGGACAGACACCCCCACCCCUCCCCAUCAGACCAGGGCUGUGCUGGGAAACUGAGGCAUUGUGCCAGCCAGGGAGCCUAGACGCACUCUAUGCAGAAUGAUAAUUAAAAAAAAAAAAGUGUUGUUUGUUGACCACCA
Molecule: messenger RNA, 1067 nt
Organism: Alligator mississippiensis (American alligator)
Lineage: Eukaryota; Metazoa; Chordata; Crocodylia; Alligatoridae
Gene: FANCD2OS
Product: FANCD2 opposite strand
Exons: 1
Coding region: 100-582 (160 amino acids)
Source: RefSeq, a predicted model, not a curated record